Messenger RNA from Cannabis sativa, 512 nucleotides. RefSeq lists its product as uncharacterized. The transcript has 2 exons. The record is from RefSeq and is a predicted model, not a curated record. NCBI's taxonomy places the organism in Eukaryota, Viridiplantae, Streptophyta, Magnoliopsida, Rosales, Cannabaceae. The coding region runs from base 40 to 465 and encodes 141 amino acids.
UUGUGGGAUCACGUUCCCCGUCAACCCGAAGAUCGAUUCAUGGCCCAAUCUUCUUUCACUCUUCCUCUGGCUGGUGACGGUGCUAUGGAACGUUUACGCUCACGCAAACAGAAGACUAGGACGACUCCUAGUGUUGAGAAGGACGCUGUUACUACUGCUGCUCCUUCUUGUCCUUCUGCGAGGGCUCAGAAGAAGAAUAACAAGAGACCGUCUCCGGUUGAGUCGACCGAUUGGUUGAGUAAUACAGUUGAUCUUUCUUUUCCAUCUUCAGCGGCUGCACAUUCUGAGUUUGGCCUACACCUUGGUGAGGCCAGUAAGCUAUUAUUUCCAGAGGAUCGAGCUCGUUUUGAGAACAUCGGAGAAAUAGCUUCCAUGGAGUUGUCCAUCUCUCGCUCCUUUCAGGUAUGCAUGCAUUCCCAUGUUACAAUUUAUGUGUGGACAAACUCGCGAUAUUAUUGUGUCUGACUAUUAUGGUACUUUAUAUUGCAUGACAGGGUAUGCAAGGACUUAUG